AACACAACGACAAGGAAACUUAACAGGAUUUUGAAACUCUGUUCAGAUCUGAGGUUCGAGCUCAGCCUGACCCCUCCUGUGCAGCGAAAAACUGGCCAACUUGUUCUGUCAGUUUCAAGUGAAAAUGCUCUGGAGAUUGUCUCUUGCCGUGGCUCUGGUGUGCGUCGGUGGCAUUUGCAACUGUAUGAAGGCUGACCUGAUGAGCCGGUUGAUCAUGCCGAGGGACUACGGGGUGAAACUGUGCGGGAGAGAGUUCAUCAGAGCAGUCAUUUUCACCUGCGGCGGCUCCCGGUGGAAACGAUCCACAGAGGGGGACAGAGAUCCCUUCCAGUGGAGUUCCCUCAGUGACGUUACAGUGGAGGACAACCAGCACACCUGGCAAUCUGGCCAAGAGCUCACAGCAGAUAACCUUUCUCCUCUCAGCAUCGGCUCCUCUUACUCCCUGGCAGACCUCCUGGCUAUUUACAGAGGCGGGCGAGCCAGGCAGCAGCAGCAUCCGUCGCUGACUGACUUGGCCCUUCAGCCACUAACAGUUUUAGGCGAGCAAGACGGGAACCGAGCAGCAGCUGACGGGCCCAUACCGAGCAAGAAGAAGAGGAACUUUUCUCUGGGUGUGGCAGGAAAGUGCUGUAACCAAGGCUGUACCAAGAAUGAUAUCGGACGCCUGUGCUGAGGCAGGAACGAGUGGGGAAUUUUAAGAUUAAAUAUUUUCUUUAUCAUCCUCACUUGAUAUUUUGUUUUAAAAAAAAUCAUGUCAUGUUCUGUAAAUCACUCUUUCCGCAACACUGAAAAUAAAUUUUAAAUACUGUGUUAAUAUGAAAUGUUGAGCCGUAUCAUAUGUUGUCUUCCACACAAAACAGCAUCCAUGUUCCAUAUCACACUAUUCUACUAAACUAUGGUUAUACCAGCAGAGGCCAUUAUAGCACAUUAAUGUAAUUUAGGCUGCUGUGAACUUAUUGCUGGCCUCCGUUCACAACAUUACGUCUGCCAGAUCAUUUUCUGUUCACACCCUGAGGACACUACUGCAAAAGAGCAGAUUUCCUUUUUUUUAACCCUUAAUGACACAGUUAUAACAAAUAAAUACAUUUAAACACUUGAACAAAACCCACACUUUCAUCUUUUGUCUAAAUCUAGAUAUCGAAAUAAAUACUAUAAGCUGUUUGACUGUAUGUACAAUAAUA
Molecule: messenger RNA, 1181 nt
Organism: Anoplopoma fimbria (sablefish)
Lineage: Eukaryota; Metazoa; Chordata; Actinopteri; Perciformes; Anoplopomatidae
Gene: rln1
Product: relaxin 1
Exons: 2
Coding region: 125-673 (182 amino acids)
Cellular component (GO): extracellular region
Molecular function (GO): hormone activity
Source: RefSeq, a predicted model, not a curated record